AUGAGUGUGAUACUAGAGACGUCUCUGGGCGAGAUUGUCAUCGACCUCUUGGUUGACAACGCACCCAAAUGCUGCGAGAAGUACUACCUCUACUUUUUGAAACUCUGCAAAAUCAAGUAUUACAACUUCUCCCCGUUUCACAGUGUCCAGAAAGGCUUUAGCUGUCAGACUGGAGACCCACUCGGCCCAGACUCACCCGAGAGCGAUGGCGGAAGUUCUAUCUGGGGCUUGCUAUCAGGCCCCGCGAAGAAGAGCUUCAUAGCCAAGAUCGACCCGAAGCUGAAACAUUCCCAGCGUGGGACAGUCAGUAUGGCGACGGUGCCCUCGCCCAAUGAUCCUGAUGAGCGACUCGCUGCCAGCCAAUUCAUUAUCACUCUCGGAGACAACAUUGACUACUUGGAUGGAAAAGCCGCCCCUUUUGGCAUAGUCGUCGAAGGCUUCGACACCCUAGACAAGAUCAACAAUGCCUUCACUAAUGCCAACGGUAGACCCCUCAAGGACAUCCGGAUUCGACACACCAUCAUACUGGAGGAUCCCUACGAUGACCCACCAGGGCUGGUUGCUCCUGACUCAAGUCCUGCACCGACCAAGGCACAGCUGGCCACUGUUAUGAUCGCGGAUGAUGAAGAACUGGACGAGGAAGUCGACGAGGUGGCGAUGGAGAAGCUGCGAAGAGAACGAGAGGCGAGAGCCCAAGCCCUGACUCUCGAAAUGGUUGGUGACCUCCCUUUUGCCGAGGUGAAGCCUCCCGAAAAUGUUCUUUUUGUUUGCAAACUGAACCCUGUGACGAAUGAUGAAGACCUCGAGUUGAUUUUCAGCCGCUUCGGCAAAAUCCUUUCCUGCGAGGUCAUCAGAGAUAAACGCACUGGUGACAGCCUGCAGUAUGCCUUCAUUGAGUUCGAGAAUCAAAAGGACUGUGAGCAGGCCUACUUUAAGAUGCAAGGCGUGCUCAUUGACGACCACCGUAUCCACGUGGACUUCUCACAGAGCGUCUCUAAGUUGUCCGAUACCUGGAGAGAUGCAACAAAUUCGAAGAGGGCCGGGCGAUCCGGAGGCUUCGGUGGGAUUGCCAGCCUCGAGAAGAGACGGCAUUAUCGGGGGGAUGACGGCCGUGGACAGAACGGCGGUAACUACAGAAUGGUGUUUGAUAAAGAUGACAUCCGCCGAAACAAAGAGUCUCGGCCAGAGGAGGGAUCCCGACGAUCUCGAAGCAGAAGCCCACGUUAUGAAAGCAAGGAAUCCAGACGGGGUGGAUACCGACCUAGAGAUCAGGACAAACACGACCACAGGGAUCGUCGGGAACGAGAUCGGUAG
This is a messenger RNA of Fonsecaea erecta, 1314 nucleotides long. RefSeq names its product peptidyl-prolyl cis-trans isomerase-like 4. The transcript is spliced from 3 exons. Gene Ontology annotation, cellular component: nucleus. Gene Ontology annotation, biological process: protein peptidyl-prolyl isomerization. The coding region runs from base 1 to 1314 and encodes 437 amino acids. NCBI's taxonomy places the organism in Eukaryota, Fungi, Ascomycota, Eurotiomycetes, Chaetothyriales, Herpotrichiellaceae. The record is from RefSeq and is a predicted model, not a curated record. Gene Ontology annotation, molecular function: RNA binding; peptidyl-prolyl cis-trans isomerase activity.